Mycena citricolor is the source of this 2098-nucleotide messenger RNA. Lineage: Eukaryota; Fungi; Basidiomycota; Agaricomycetes; Agaricales; Mycenaceae. The record is from the annotation of a GenBank genome assembly.
GAGGGUCCGACAUCGCUUCGGACCUUCGGUUUCGGCUUCCGUAGUCUAAACCCGAUCGAGAACCAAAAUACUCUCAGCUUGCCUCUCGCUUCCACACGUCACGUCCUCUUAGCUUUUUCCCUUUGGCUGAUACUGAUGACCCUGCGGGCGCGGACCCACCGCGUCCAGCCUUCGUUUCCUCUUGGCCGGUUUUCUUACUCGGGUGCAAUCAGAACGACGGGCCCGAGAGGUUACAUAUCUAGCACUGAAAGAACUGGAUUGGGUUGGAUUGGGAUCUGAAUCUGAUUGCGCGCCGCCACCGCGUCGUACUUCCCUGGCCAUCACGUUGACCCGCUCGCUCCGCUGUGCGCUUACACAAUGCUGGAGUUUUUGCUCGUCCGACUCACCGCCCUCGCCCGCCUGUUGCCACUAAUGCUAGUCCCUGACUCCGCAGCCUACUCUGCACACGCCGCCGCGUGUCUCGCCCUCGGCACGCGCGCAGACCUCAACCUGACGUUCUCCACGACGAUAUCGAGCGCGACGUAUCUGCGCGCAGGCUCCCGCGUCAAACCGCAAGGCACCUGCCUUGGACCCACAGAUCGGGUGCGCGUCAGCGCGGACGUGUGUCGGGUCCAGUUCGUCGUGCACACGACGAACGUCUCUGCGGUGACAGCGGAGACGUGGCUGCCCCGUCCAGAUCAGUGGGAGGGCCGAUUUCUGGCACUGGGGAAUUCGGGAAUCGGUGGAUGCAUCGACUAUGACCGACUCCAAUACGGCGCGUCGCUGCAAUUUGCCACUGUUGGAUCAAACAACGGACACGAUGGGAACGACGGACGCGUUUUCCUCGACGCACCCGAAGUAUUGACCGAUUUCGCCUCUCGGUCGGUGCACGUAUCGACUGUGAUUUCCAAGCAACUUCUAUCGGCGUAUUACACCCGGCCGCACUCAAAGUCCUACUAUCUCGGCUGCUCUACCGGCGGCCGGCAGGGGACCUAUGCUGCGCUGCACCACCCGGACGACUUUGACGGAAUCGUUGCUGGCGCCCCGGCGACGGACAACAACCAUCUCGUGCACUGGGUCGGGAUGCUCACGAGGUGGGCGGGGGCUCCAGACGGGCCCGCCUCCCCAGCGUUCAUCUCUACCGAGCAAUGGGGCGCCGUGACAGCUGAGAUCAUGAGGCAGUGUGACGCCUUGGAUGGCGUGGUGGAUGGCAUCGUGACCGAGCCGGAUGCGUGCAGAUUCAGGCCUGAGGCUCUACUGUGCAGUGACGGCAACAGCAAUUGUUUGUCCCUGGAGCAGGUCAAAGUGCUGCGCAAGAUCUAUGCGCCACUGUACGCCGAUGACGAGCUCGUUUAUCCCCGAUUCGAUCCCGGUGCAGAGGCAAGUCCGCUCGUGCGAUGGGUUUUCAAUGGCGACUUCUUCAUCUUCACCGAGCACUGGUUCAAGUACACGGUCGCAAAUACCACCGAAUACGACUUUCACAAGUAUGGCCGCAAGGAACUGGAUCUCAUGGAUGCUGUGAAUCCGGGCGGGAUAUCGACUUUUGAGGGCGACUUUUCUGCGUUCCGAGAUAGGGGCGGCAAGUUUCUGACGUACCACGGUCGCAUGGAUCCUCUCAUCGCAUCAGGCAACUCGAAACGGAUGUACGACCUGAUCGCACAGACGAUGUCUAUGUCCUCUCUGGAUUCGUUCUACCGACUGUUUCUCGUUCCGGGCAUGGACCACUGCGAAGGCGGCACACCCAACGCCGCGUCCCGCUUCGGGCAGGGGGGCCUCGCGUCCAAUGCAAAGAACGACGCAAGGCACAAUGUCCUCUGGGCGGUCGUCGAUUGGGUCGAGAACGGCGUUGCGCCAGACAUAAUCACGGGCACGACACCCGACGGACAGGCUGAACGAGAUCACUGCCGCUAUCCACAAAGAAGUGUGUGGGAUGGACAGGUCUUCCGCUGCGAGUGACGAGUUUUUUCUGGGAGGCGUGGAUCAUGGACGGAUUUCGAUCUUCUCAGCGGUCAUACUUUUCAUUAUUUACUAUCAUCCAUCGCCGUUUCUUUGAAAUACUUUCUAAUUGGGCGUGCGAUACUUUUGCCGUAUCACGUGAUCGACAUGGGGGGAUCCAAUU